Messenger RNA from Arachis stenosperma, 1104 nucleotides. RefSeq lists its product as uncharacterized. The transcript has 8 exons. The coding region runs from base 1 to 1104 and encodes 367 amino acids. The record is from RefSeq and is a predicted model, not a curated record. Lineage: Eukaryota; Viridiplantae; Streptophyta; Magnoliopsida; Fabales; Fabaceae.
AUGAAGACUCCUCCAAACUCUGAGGAUGAGUUGGAGGAAGUUGAUUCAGAUGAGGUCUUGCCUGUGUUCAGAGAAAGAGGAAGGUUUGGGGAGCUUAGGCUUGAGAUUGGAAUGACAUUCACUACAAAGAUGGAGUUCAAAGAGGAUAUCAAGACGUUCAUAGAUAACUACACCUGUGCAAGGGAGACCAAAAACAAACUGGCUAAGAAGUGGCUUGCCUGUAAAUUAGUGAAGAAGGCUUUAGGAGAUGCUAAAACUAUUGUGUAUGGUGAGGCUUCUGCCCAGUGUGGGAUGGUGACAGAUUAUGGGCAGACACUGCUUAAGAGUAAUCCAGGCUCCACUGUCACAGAAUUUCUGGCUAGCUGUAAACCCCUUAUAGAUUUGGAUGGAGCUUUUCUAAAGACCCAGCAUGGUGGUCAGAUCUUGUCUGCUAUUGGACAAGAUGCAAACAACCAUAUAUAUGUGAUUACAUAUGCAAUUGUCCCUGUUGAAAAUACUAAAAACUGGAGGUGGUUCUUAGAAUUGCUUCAUCAAGACUUGGGGGAUUAUAAGCAAAACAAGCUAUAUUUUAUAUCAGAUAUGCAGAAGGGCCUUGUCCUUACUGUUAAGGAGAUUUUUUCAGAUGUCCAUCACAGAUUCUGUGUAUGGCAUUUAUGGAAGAACUUCAAUAAGCAGUGGAAGGAUCUCCAACUUAGAGGGUUGCCAUGGAAUUGUGCAAGGAUGCCAUGUAUGCAUGCUUGUGCUGCAUUAGCAAGGAAUGGUAAAAGACCAGAUGAGUGUUGUUAUCAGUGGUUGACAAUGGAAGCAUAUAAUAACACAUAUGUCUUUCAUAUCAAUCCAAUUCUAGGACAGACAAAAAGAAACUGUGCAAAGAGAGCUGCUAAUGAGGAGGUUGCUGCUAAUGGUGGUGAAGGUGAGGCCAAAUCUGCUCCAGAUGGUAAAGGUCCGUGUUCAUACCCUGGAUCGAGCUAUACGACCCGGGCUGAUCGAAGACAGGUACCACUACCCUCUAGUGACAAAGGAUCAGCAGCACCCCCAAGUCAAACAAGUUGGACGCAGCAGCUCCAACCACCACCGCAGAUCUCAUCCAAGAUCGACCUAUAG